AUGGCGACCGCCUUCGCAGUAUCAACACCUUCACCUCCCCCUACCAUCCGAACUCCACCCACACCCAAGCACGGCUGGAGCGACAACUGGGAACCCUACUCUCCUCGCAAGUCGGCGCGUAUUUCGUCUCGUCGAGCUGCCAACCGAACUCCCUCCCCCAAACCGCCAUCCCACCGCACUCCUCCACAAUCAACCCGCAAACCCAUCGCACCUUCCACCGCCGCCGCCAUCAUGUCGCCGGCCUCUACCCCCCAGAAAAAGCGCCAACCCGCUCAAGAUUCCGUCCAAAGAACUUCUGGAUCUAUGUCCGCCGCCAACACUUCUCACGCCGCUUCGUCGCUUGGAACUGAUGAAACGAGCCAUCAACUCCACAACACUUCCGUCACCCGCCGAUCCGGUAUGCUGCCCACGCCGGCUAAGACGCCCAAGAAGGCGCCCUCGGAGAAGCAGAGCGCCCUGAUCAGGUCGGUGGCACGCAAUCUGUUCCCGACCGAAGAGGAGGGACUGGCUACCCCGAAGAGAAAGCGAACCCCGAAGAAGUAUUCCGGCAGUUCGUUGGAGAGCGUCACAGCCACGGAAGUCGAGCAGCAGAUCGAGAUUUUCACCGACUCGCAAGACCGCAUCCCCGAGGCUGACGAGAGCGUCGACAACCCAUUCUACGGCGAUAGCGCCGCCGUCGAUCGCGAGCCCCCCCGCCGCCGCAGCAAGCGCAGGGUCGCGGUUCCCGGCGAAGCCCCCCAAGCUGUAGACAAAGCGCUCCAGCGUGAGGACGGCAUGGUCUAUGUCUUCCGAGGAAAGAAGAUCUUCCGCAAGUUCGCUGAGCCCGAGGACGAAGAGGAGGAGGACGACGCCGAGAGCAGCUCGAGCGAAUCUCGCAUCCGCAGGCCCCUCACGCGCUCUUCCAUCAAGCCCCGCUUGCUGUUUCCCGUUGCACCCAAGACAUCUGCUAUCAGCUCCACCCUUGAGGAAGAGGAGGCCGUCACCGACAUCGAAGAUCAUCACCUUGAGGAGGAAGAGGAUGAAGAGGAAACUCCAGAGACCCCGGCAGAGUACCAGGAUGAAUGCCCCUCGACCCCGCAAGCACCCAAGUUCGGCCGGACAGUUGCCACACCCCCCGACACCAGACGCACCACCCGAUCUGGUCUGAAGUCGGAGGAGGCGACCCCGAUCAAGCGCAGGGGCCGACAGAGUCCGUUCGAUGGCUGGCCACGGGUCAAGAGCCGUCAUGAGAGUUCAGCCCCCAAACGCGCCGGAGGUAAUGACCUGCCAGCUCCUGCCUCGAAACGUAGUCGUGGCUGA
Colletotrichum higginsianum IMI 349063 is the source of this 1299-nucleotide messenger RNA. RefSeq lists its product as uncharacterized. The record is from RefSeq and is a predicted model, not a curated record. The transcript is spliced from 2 exons. Bases 1 to 1299 code for a protein of 432 amino acids. Lineage: Eukaryota; Fungi; Ascomycota; Sordariomycetes; Glomerellales; Glomerellaceae.